Dibothriocephalus latus is the source of this 1119-nucleotide messenger RNA. Lineage: Eukaryota; Metazoa; Platyhelminthes; Cestoda; Diphyllobothriidea; Diphyllobothriidae. The record is from the annotation of a GenBank genome assembly.
AUGACACAGGACACCGGAUUCACUCUUCUUUUGGGUCCAUUCUUCUUCUUCAACGUUACCCGAACGAGGUGGCUGCAGAUGUUCACCACUACCACGCGUUGGGCAGCCUUUAUUCUCAUGAUCGCCCUCGCCUGCGUACGCAUCUGGCAUUUUCCCCCAAAGCUAGCGGACCCCCCGAUGACCUCGACGACUCCUGCCACCAUUACCACCACGCCCAUUCCGAUUCCCCAUCCACCAUUGGCCAAUUUCCACAAUGUGGCUUCCCUUUUCGGAGUGUCCGUGUACGCCUUCAUGUGCCAUCACUCCCUGCCCGGCUUAAUUACCCCCGUCCACAAUAAGCACCACAUCUACUCAGCUCUCUUACUACCAGCUUACGCUGUGGUCUUGCUUCUCUACUUCCUCCUUGUCGGAACUGCAGUCGCCGCCUUUGACACCAUCGAGGAUCUCUACACUCUCAACUUUGUGCCCUCGGCUGAUCCUGAUGCCCACGUCAGCCCGUUUAUUCUGGCUGUGGAUUACUUUCUCUCCCUCUUUCCAGUCUUUGCUCUCUCCUCCACCUUUCCCAUUGUCGGCACCACGCUUUCAAAUAACCUCUUCGCUUUGAUUGGUCUACUGUUGCCAGCCAAUCCCUAUCAGACUCUGUCGCCCGACGACAGCCCGCGCCGACUGGAUGCUCGCCGAUUGGCUAUUCGUAUUUGCGUACCAUUGGUAACUCUGUUGCCGCCGGUGGCCAUCGCUUUUGCAACAAAUGACAUUGAGUUUUUAGUGGGAGUGACCGGGGCCUUUGGUGGCAGUGGUAUUCAGUACGUUUUUCCCACCGUGCUGGUGUACUAUGCUCGUCGAGAUCUGGAACGGCGUCUGAAGUUUAAGGAAAAUGUUGGGUCAGAGGCGGAAGAGAACGAGCUCUCUGAGAUGGCGAUGGUGGGGCCUUCCAGUCCCCAGGAGGAAGAGGGCGUCUCAGAGAGCGCACCGCUGAUUACGCUGCGCCGACCCGUGCGGAACAGGAGUCAAAACCCCUUUGCCUCGCCCUUCGCACACACCUUCUGGCUUAUUCUUAUGCUGGUCUGGGCCGCUUUCUGUGUACUGAUAGUCCUGCUACACCGGCUCAAAUGUUUCUAG